GUAGAGUGAAUGGCCAAUGGGAGUUGGCUUGUCGAGCAAACACUGAGCCCUGCGUUCCCAUUCAUUCAGUGCUGAAUAGGCCCGCAGAGCUGGAAGGAGCGCACUGCUGUCUGACCCGACAAGGUUUUUUUUUUUUAAUUCUUGACGCAGGAGCGCUGAUUCCCAUCUUCUCCUCUCCGCAACAAUAAGUAACAGCCACAACUCAAGGGCACAUCUCAGCAGAUGCUGGAAGAUUAUGGGAAACUCUUGGAUACAAGCUCACACGUGUUAUAGGGCUAUUUGACUCCUCCGGGACAUUUUAUUUUAUUUUAUUUUCACAAUUCUUGCACGGGACUUCCAUGACUGGGUCGUCUCGCCUAGUGAUCGGCCUCCAAGUGCGCAGCAACUCUCUGGGUGAUUUCUCUUCUUCCCUUCUUCGUCAGAGCUCAAGUGGAUUUAUAUCGUUCCGCCUUUGAGGAUAAAUGCACGCGUAACCUUCGCAGAACUUUUCUUUAUCUACAAGUUGUCAAGACAAGGGAAUAACGUAAAGGGAUACACUCGCACUUGGAUUAACACACUGAAUGUUAUGCUUUAGACCUCACAGUCUACGUUUGGACAUUGCCCCUUUCUUUUUUUGGAUGGAGUUUUGGUGAACUUUGCUAGAUGGAUUCAACGUUAUGGAUGCUUGCAUAUAGGUUUUCCGAUGCAUGUCCACGGUGAAUGUCGGAAGUGGUGAUCCCCCCAGAUGGAGCUCCAAAGUCAACAUGGCCCCGGCGGUUCAUUAGUGGUGAUCCAGCAGCCUUCCCUCGAGAGCCGGCAGAGGUCAGAUUACGAGCGGGAGCUCCAGCAUGCCGCCAUUCUCUCCCUGGAACAAAUCAAGGCCAUCCGUUCCAGCAACGAGUACACCGAGGGGCCCUCAGUGGUACGGAGGCCCCCUGCACCCCGCAUGCCCCCCAGGCCUCAUGACAAGCAGGAAAGGACUCACGAGGUCAUCCUCGUCAAUGUGAACAACAAUUAUGAGCACCGGGCGUCAGGUCAUCACCAUCACAUUGGGGGUGGUGUGGUGGUUGUGGCUGGGGGACAGCAGUACGGCGGGUCUCGGGCACCGGGGCUCAGCCGCUCCACAAGCACAGGAAGUGCUGCUAGUUCAGGGAGCAACAGCAGUGCCUCUUCUGAGCAAGGACUCUUGACACGCUCACCCCCCACCAGGCCUGGCAUGGGCUUACAGCACCACCACCGAGCGGACCAGCCUGUACGGACUCAGCCCAAAACCAAGGCCUUUUUACAGCCCCAGCAGGGACCUCACUCCCACCAGCCUUCUCUGGAGGCUCCACUCAAGCCCCAGGGCAAAGGAAAAUCAGACUUUUCAAGUUCUGGUGACGACGUGAUGGCUGCCGCUGGACACCAGUUCAUCUGUGAGCGUUGUGGGAAGUGCAAGUGCAGAGACUGCACGGCUCCCAGGAGCCUGCCCUCAUGUCUGGUGUGUAACGGCCAGUGUCUCUGCUCUGCUGAGAGUGCACUGGAGCAUGGCACGUGUAUGUGCCUGGUUAAGGGUAUAUUCUACCACUGCUCCAAUGACGAUGAGGGGGAUUCAUGCGCUGACCACCCCUGCUCUCUGUCACGUUCCCACUGCUGCUCUCGCUUCCUCUGCAUGGGAUUAAUGUCGGUACUCUUCCCCUGUCUGUUAUGCUACCCACCUGUCAAGGGGUGUCUGAAAGCAUGCCAGGGUUGCUACGACCGGGUUAACAGGCCUGGCUGUCGCUGCAAGAACUCCAACACUGUCUAUUGUAAACUGGAGAGCUGGGCCCCGCAGACCCAGGAAAAGCCUUCCUGAUUGCUUCCUGUGUGCUUGUGAUUGCGUGUGUGCAGGAGACUCUUGAUGUGGAUCACAUGACAAUGAAAAUGAUGAUAGUCACAAAUUCAUGUUUAUCAAACAUUUUAAGCACCUCCCACCUAACUCCCCUCCUGGUUGUGGAAUCCUAAGGGGCUAAGCAAAGGAGUAACGAAAACCACUCAAUUAUUUUUUUUUUUAUUUUUACUUUUUCUGGAUCAGGACCAUGUUUUUACAGACCAGUGUUUGCCUUAAUUGUUUCUAUGUCUGUCCUCAGCUUCAGCUCCUCAUUAACACUUUUUUAAAAUAUAUAUAUAUUUGACAAAGUUUUUCUUCCGUUUUAGGUAGGCAGUUUCCUCUGGGUCUGUGUGCCUGGUGGGAGCUGCCUCUCACCAAAUCUGUGAAGGACGAUCUACUAUAGGGCAAUUAUGUAGCUGUUACCUGGUAUUCAUAGCAAGCAGGUAUGUUUGAGUUUAUUGGUUGCUACCACACUAAAACUGUGGUUUCAAUAUGCUCGUGUUGCAUUAACUAAAGCACAUCCAUCUCAUAGUAUUUUCCACUUGGAUAUGUUUCUCCUUCCACCCGCCUGACUUAUUCAUACAUCUUCUGUGGCAUUCUCCCAUAUUGUUGUUUUUUUUGUUUUUUUUUUGUGUAAAUUUUAUGCUCAAAAUCCAUAAGAGGAAUUCUGGCUUUUUUUUUCUUCAAAGGAAAAAUUGUCUGUCAAACUUUUUUUUUGUUGUAAAAAAAUAUUUAUUAUGUGAAGCUCUAUUAUUUUAUGAUAUUUAUUGCAAGAGACAGUCUUAAAUUUACUCAUGUCUGAAUAUAACAAAAUAUCAAAUACUUACUGAAAAAUUAAAGGGUGGCACAAAAGAAAACUAUGUUAACUUUAAUGCAGAAAAUAUAUUAAUUAUUGAAAAAAAA
Molecule: messenger RNA, 2731 nt
Organism: Melanotaenia boesemani (Boeseman's rainbowfish)
Lineage: Eukaryota; Metazoa; Chordata; Actinopteri; Atheriniformes; Melanotaeniidae
Gene: spry1
Product: sprouty homolog 1, antagonist of FGF signaling (Drosophila)
Exons: 2
Coding region: 725-1813 (362 amino acids)
Biological process (GO): negative regulation of Ras protein signal transduction; negative regulation of fibroblast growth factor receptor signaling pathway; animal organ development
Cellular component (GO): cytosol; membrane
Source: RefSeq, a predicted model, not a curated record